GAAAAGGAGAGGGAAAGAAAGAGAGAGAGAGAGAGAGAAGCUGAAGAAAAUUCUCGGAGGAGGUGUUUCCUUCACUCAGAUAACGACAAAUUGUAUGUACAUUCCGUAAUUUAUUUUGGACAAGUACUCUUACGCGGUGUAAGUGAGUACCUUGCAAGUGAAACACGCUUAUUCAGACGAAUAAACGAUAAUGGAUGCAUUUGGCGACAAUUUUGUCAACGAGCCAGAAGUAGAUCCAGCGGCAGAAUUCCUGGCGAGGGAGCAGGACCAAUUGGCUGGUUUAGAAGAUGAGAUUACUCCGAUGGCUGUGACUCUGGCUGCAGCGGCAGCAGCUGGUCAAUCUGAUGAUGAUUUAUCUGGGAAAUUUGGAAAUUUAAAAGUUGGCCCAGGUGGUGAUGCUGAAGGCAGUUUUGAAAUUGUAGACACCAUUGGUCAGUCAACAGAAGCACAAGCUUCAACAGAACCACCUGUACCUACACCGAUCAAAGAAGAACCUGAGAAGAUUAAAAAAUGGAGAGAAGAACAGAAAGCACGUCUUGAAGAGAAAGAUGCCGAAGAGGAAAAGAAAAAGGAAGAAUGGAGAGAAGCUGCAAAAAAAGAGUUGGAAGAAUGGUAUAAACAUCACGCAGAAGCCAUUAAUAAAACGAAAACUACUAACAGGGAGUCGGCCAAGAACGCGGAGAAGCAAUUCGUUGCAGAGGCAGAUGAGGUUGAACCAGGCACUGAAUGGGAACGCAUUGCCAAGCUUUGUGAAUUUAAUCCAAAAUCAUCCCGCACUUCCAAGGACGUCUCUCGGAUGCGCUCGAUUAUCUUACAAUUAAAACAGACACCGCCCACUCCCAUUAACGCUUAAUUAAAUUGAAGGAGCUGUUAGACACUAAAGAUAUGAAUUAUGAUAAAGAAAUAAUUGAGAAAAUGAUUAAGAAAAACGAAAUAAUACAUAAAUCAUGUGAUUAUGCUUCGUUAUAUAAACGAAAAAGAAAACUCAUAAAUGUUCUGUUAAAAAUAAAAUAUGUAAUAUUAUAUUAUGAAUAAUAAAGAUUAUUGAUAACAAAUGCAAUAAUAAUGAAAAACGUGUAUUUCUAAUGUAAGAUACAACAAAGGAAGAUUCACAUCGGUAAACGCAUUUGUCAAUAAGUGAGUAUUUAUUGUAACUGCAAAGAACGAUGAACAUUAAAAAGAUGUAUACGCUAA
Molecule: messenger RNA, 1194 nt
Organism: Nylanderia fulva
Lineage: Eukaryota; Metazoa; Arthropoda; Insecta; Hymenoptera; Formicidae
Gene: Clc
Product: clathrin light chain
Biological process (GO): clathrin-dependent endocytosis; intracellular protein transport
Cellular component (GO): synaptic vesicle membrane; clathrin coat of trans-Golgi network vesicle; postsynaptic endocytic zone cytoplasmic component
Molecular function (GO): structural molecule activity; clathrin heavy chain binding
Source: RefSeq, a predicted model, not a curated record